Messenger RNA from Huiozyma naganishii CBS 8797, 1077 nucleotides. It is a transcript of the gene SFG1, whose product is annotated as Sfg1p. The transcript has a single exon. The record is from RefSeq and is a predicted model, not a curated record. Bases 1 to 1077 code for a protein of 358 amino acids. NCBI's taxonomy places the organism in Eukaryota, Fungi, Ascomycota, Saccharomycetes, Saccharomycetales, Saccharomycetaceae.
AUGCCCGACACAGUGUUAUCCACACCACUGUCCAAAAGACACUGCGAUCUGCUUUUACCAUCGACACCAAACAAAGAUACUAAGAAGGGUAAGUAUCUCCAAGAGAACUUGGACACUUUCCAAAAUGCAACGACUCCGUCCAAGUCGUUCCGGUUCGCGAGACAUAACCCGCCAAAAAAGCUUUCCUUUGGUGUAAAGAGAACGCAAUUCAAACCAACGAUUAUAAUUCCUCUGGAAAUACCUCAGACAGGGCAGACGCACGGGUUUAUUGACGAUUCCAACUACGAUGGUGUACUGAGUCAGAGAUUGGACUCCGAAUCACCCACUUCUGAUCUGGAGUCUAUCAGUCCCCUCAGUGAAAUCUCGCCUCUUCCCUCAUUGUCACCAAACGGGGACGAACUGAAAAAUUUCGGCGCUCUGAGGGACACUUCUCUGAAUUGGAACGAGAAUGCUGAUCUUCACCAUGAAACUUUCAAGCUGAACGAGGUAAUUCACUCUAAAUUGUUCGGGCCAACGAAACCUACCAAUGAGAGUUCCAGGGAGGCGUGUCAGGAAGAGAGUAUCAUGAACUCUCCUCCAAUACUCAAUAAAGACACGGCGGUAAGUGCCACUGACCCAUCCAUGCGCGAACCAAAACAUAGGUUUUCGAAACCUGAGAGGCCGAUCCUGUCUCUGGGCCCAGGAUACUUGAAUAUGAUCGUCAGUGCCGGUAACGGGUCCCUGGAUGACGCCACCAUAUAUGCCACGGAGAUCAAUGCCACUGUUAGUAAAAGUGAAAAUAAGAUCCCCGUUAUAUCGAAUGUUUGGGAACGAAUAACGAUACCUGUCAACAACAGUAUUAAGGAGAGGCACAAACAGAUAAAGAAGAACCAAUUCGGUGAGUUUUACGAUCUCAACGAGGAGAACGAGGGCCCGUCCGUGGCGGACAGCGAGGGAGGCGAUCCGUCAUUGGUUUCCACGGAAGACGAUGUGGCGCUGAUCAGAGGGUUCGAGUUUAAAACCACAUCUGGCAAACAAUCACCCUGCGAGCCCAAGAUGCCAAAAUCGGUGAAGUGGGCCGAACCAUUAACUGAUUGA